Messenger RNA from Dacryopinax primogenitus, 1766 nucleotides. Its product is annotated as zinc-containing alcohol dehydrogenase. The coding region runs from base 588 to 1670 and encodes 360 amino acids. Gene Ontology annotation, molecular function: (R,R)-butanediol dehydrogenase activity; zinc ion binding. The transcript has 8 exons. Gene Ontology annotation, cellular component: cytoplasm. Gene Ontology annotation, biological process: butanediol biosynthetic process. Lineage: Eukaryota; Fungi; Basidiomycota; Dacrymycetes; Dacrymycetales; Dacrymycetaceae. The record is from RefSeq and is a predicted model, not a curated record.
CAAUUCAUCUUGCUGACUUGCGGUCAGAAUUGACUGCGAUCCUCGGGGUCGGACUCUGAGCGUCUCGGCAAUAGAUGGCCAUUCGGGAAUCCAGAUCGUAGUCCAUUUGAGGAGGCAUCGAACAGCCAUUUAGCUUCUAGCAUCGUUCAUAGAGCUCGGCAGACAUAGAGUGGUGCGAUUUAAUCAGUGCAUAGAAGGGUGCGGGUGAGACUCGGAGAGGUGGUGGACUGAGAGAACUAGGGAAGAUGCUCCGCGUCUUGCUAAAAGCUCCAGAGCACUUUCCCCUUAUGAGCAGUAACCAUCACCGUAGCCCGAGCUCGUCGCAAGCGCGGUAGCCUCGGUCGAAUAUCGACGAAAGCAGCCAAGCUUUUCGCUCUUCGGGUGCAGGUGAAGUCUGUGGUGCUGAAGAACUAAACAUCCUGACGUACUCUCGAGAACGUUUACCCUUACGAGACCCUCUCCACACCUGACCCAUAUGGAUGGGCAUUCUACUCCAGGAUGAACUUUCCAGGCAGCUUUACGGUUGUUGAGAACGACCAUAUCGACAAGAGUUUCUUAUCCAUCGUCCCUGCGCAUCAAGUCGAACGAUGAAAGCAGCUGCCUUUUACGAUAAGCGUGAUAUCCGGAUCGUCGACAAACCGGUUCCGGAACCCAAGGCCGAUGAGAUUCGGGUGAAGGUGGAAUGGUGCGGCAUAUGCGGGAGCGACAUGCACGAGUAUGAGGGUGGCCCCCACGGUGUGCCCACCAUGGGACAUUCCGGAGAGCAUCCGCUCACGGGCAAGUCGGGUCUGCCAUUGGUUCUGGGACAUGAAUUUAGCGGCACUAUCGACAAGCUUGGACCCGAGGUGGAUACUGAGAAGUACAAAGUGGGGGAGCGCGUUUGCGUGGAGCCCAUCAUCACUUGUGGUCAAUGCAAGCUGUGUCACGGGGGCUUCGAAAACUGCUGUCCCAAAAUGGGUAUCAUCGGUGUUGCCGAUGACGGUGGCUUCGCCGAAUACGCACUUGCUCGGCAGCAUCGCGUUCACUUUCUGCCUGACAAUGUCUCCUUUGAAGUUGGAGCGCUUAUCGAGCCCCUCUGCGUCGCAUGGCAUGCGGUGCGACAGGCCCACUUCACAAUGGGACAGACGGCGCUUGUCCUCGGAGGUGGCCCUGUAGGGCUCGCUGUGCUGAAAGUUCUCCAAACCGUUGGGGCACGUUCCGUCUACGUCUCCGAAGUAGCCGACGCAAGAAAGGAGUAUGCGAAGAAGUCGGGGGCAACGGAGGUGUGGGAUCCGCGCGAGGUUGAUGUCGUGCAGGCUUGUAAGGACAGGGGUCCACACGGACUAGGAGUAGACGUCACUUUCGACUGCGCGGGUGUUCCGGCGUCCAUCAAGACUGCAAUUAAAGCUGUGAAACCGCGCGGCACAAUUCUCAACGUCGCUCUGUGGGAUCGUGACGUUCCAGUCUCGCUUAGCGACAUCACAACGGGAGAGAAGGUGUUAAUCGGGACGGCCUGCAUGGUGGAGGCGUUCCCCGCAGUGAUCCAGGCCGUGAGCGACGGACGUCUGAACACGGACGGGCUCAUUACCGGCAAGAUCAGCCUCGACGACAUCGUCAGUCAGGGCUUUGACGCGAUCGCAGCAGCGCGCGAUAAGCAUGUGAAGAUCCUCGCCUCUCCCAUCAAGCGUUGAAUCAUCAUAAGGGGUAUGAACGGGACGGGAGCGGAUUGAGCGGGUGAGGAGUAAAGCCGUAACAAGGUUGAAGGAACCCAAAGGGGCGUGAGGAUU